Molecule: messenger RNA, 1182 nt
Organism: Alnus glutinosa
Lineage: Eukaryota; Viridiplantae; Streptophyta; Magnoliopsida; Fagales; Betulaceae
Exons: 1
Coding region: 1-1182 (393 amino acids)
Source: RefSeq, a predicted model, not a curated record
AUGGGUGACGAUAACCCUAUGGCUUUGAGAGAUCAUUAUCUCCCUACCACAUACACUUCUCCCACAUGUCUCAGGUUGCCGGAUGUUACAGCAGCCCACUAUGAGAUUAAGCCUAGUACUAUACAGAGUUUACCAUCUUUUCUAGGACUUAGUACUGAAAAUCCUUACGAUUUCCUCGGUGAAUUCUUAGCAAUUUGUUCUACCAUUAAAUUGAGCGGGUUCACUGAGGACGCUCUAAGGAUGCGUCUCUUUCCCUUCUCCCUCAAGGAAAGAGCCAAACAUUGGUUUCAUUCCUUAGCACCAAACUCCAUUACUUCUUGGGCUCAAUUGCAACAAGAAUUUCUAAAGAAGUAUUUUCCCAUAGGAAAGACCAAUGAUAUUAGGAGAGCUAUCACUAGUAUCUCCCAAUAUGAGGGAGAACAACUGUAUGAGACCUGGGAAAGACUCAAGGACCUACUUAGAUCAUGCCCACACCACGCUGUCCCGAAGUGGCAGCUAGUGCAAAGCUUCUAUGAAGGCUUGACUGAGCCUAAUAGACAAAUGGUAGAUGCAUCUUGUGGGGGAACAUUUAUGAUGAAAAGUGAGGACGAAGCAUGGACAUUGUUUGAAAACUUGAGUAAUAAUUCCACUCAGCAUGCAUCCACUAGACGUAGAGCACCUGCACCUAAAGCACCAAAGACCGAAGGUCUUUUUGAAAUAGGACAUUCUUCAGAUGUAGCUACCCAAGUAGUUGAUGCUAUCACUAGGAAAUUAGAUCAAAUGAUGGUUGCUGGUUUUGCUCCUAAUUCUACUCACAUGCACACACAGCACACACCAUGCUCAUUUUGUUCUAAUCCUAUGCAUCAUACAAAUGAUUGUCCUACUGCUGGAAAGUUUUAUGAUGAUUUAACUGAGCAGGUCAAUGCAGCUUUUUCACAUCCGGGUAAUGAUCCAUACUCCAAUACUUAUAACCCAGGGUGGAGAAAUCAUCCCAAUUUCUCAUGGAAGGCUCAAGCUUCAAGUAACUCAGUCCCAGGGGUGCAUAAUCAAGCUCAAUCUAACAGGCAACCCUACCAAUCUUCUUCCACAUACCGCCCUUCACAACAGCAAUCUCAGGCCACACCAUCUUCUCAGUCAGAUUCUGGCAUUCAGGCUCAGAUGUUGAAACUUCUAGGCGAGAUCAAUCAGAAGGUGGACUCUUAG